Molecule: messenger RNA, 3271 nt
Organism: Candidula unifasciata
Lineage: Eukaryota; Metazoa; Mollusca; Gastropoda; Stylommatophora; Geomitridae
Source: the annotation of a GenBank genome assembly
UUUUGAAAUUACUUUUCAGCAAAUGAUAACCAUAGGAAUCUGUUCGACUCUGGCCACAUCUCUAGGGCCCCAUUGUAAAGGACAUUUCAGGGUUAUAGGACCAGGCUUGCUGAUGUGUUUGGCCGACUCAAAGCCUGCCCUGAGAGAGAAGGUCAUAGCUUGUCUGAACGUCUGGCUGCAACAUUCAUCACUUUUGCCAUUGGUUGAGAGUGAGGCCCUAUUUGAUGCCCUGAAGAUGGAGAGCCCCUUUCUUAAAGCUGAGUUGCUUGGAUGGUUGGCUGUGAUCUUGCCCCCGCACAAGCAGCUGCCUCCUGAGCUGAGGAGUGUCAUACCUUCCGUGCUGGCAUGCUUAGAGGAUAGGAAUGCUGAUGUCCGCAAGCGUGCCACUGAUGCUCUGGUACCUCUGAUGAUCCACACUGGAUAUGAUGCCUUUCUCAAAGAACUAGGAAAGUGUAAACCAGCCACCAAAGAUCAGAUUCAGCCUGUGCUAGAGAAAGCCAGAAGUGAACUCCCAGCUAAACCAGCCAAAGUCCAGAAAGCCACCUCAGCUCCUUCAGCAGCACCUGCAGCCAGCAGCAAGAAGGUGGUCCCCAAAUCAGCACCAGUCGCAUCCAGAACUGAGGAGCCCGAGGAUGACGAGCCAGCUCCAGAGAGAUCAGCGGCUAAGUCAGAUAGCAAAUCUAAAGUUGUCAAAGGGAAGGGAAAGCCUGCUCCUGCAGCGACCAAGAAGAAGGAUGAUGAGGACUUUGGACCAAUCAUGAACAUGUCUGUUACUAAGGAUCAGAGAGUUAAAGAAGAGAAAGCUAUGAAGGUUCUGAAAUGGAACUUCAUUGAGCUGCGAGGGGAAUUUAUUGAUCAGCUGAAGGGGCAAAUGGAGAAGAAUUUCAACCGAGCAAUCAUGGUAGACUUGUUCCACGCAGACUUCAAGAAUCACAUCAAGGCUAUAGAGCAGCUGAUUAAGUGCUUGGAGACUCAAGAGAGAGAAACGCUCAACAACCUUGACCUUCUGCUGAAAUGGAUGACCAUUCGAUUCUUCGACACCAACCCCAGCAUGUUGAACAAGGCUCUGGACUACAUUCAGCAGCUCUUCUCCUUGUUAGCAUCCUUGGACUAUCAUCUGUCAGACCUGGAGGCCGGCUCUUUCGUCCCUUAUCUGCUUAUGAAGAGUGGAGAUCCAAAGGACAAUGUGAGGAGAGAUGUGCGGAACAUCAUGAAGCAGAUGUGCAAGGUGUACCCCUCCAACAAAAUGUUUAGUUUCGUUAUUGAUGGUCUGAAGUGCAAAGUUGCCAAACAGAGAGCAGAAUUGCUGGAGGAACUGGGAUGUCUGAUUGAGAGCUAUGGCAUGAAUGUUUGCCAGCCUUCCCCUGCUCAUGCUCUCAAGAUCAUCGCAGGCCAGAUCGGUGACAGAGAUAAUGGUGUCAGGAAUGCUGCCUUGAACACACUCGUGGUGGCUUACUCCAUCCUUGGGGAGAGUGUCUACAAAUAUGUUGGCACUCUGAAUGAUAAAGACCAAAGCUUACUAGAUGAGAGAAUAAAGCGGGCUAUAAAGAACAAAGAAAUGAAACCCAAAGAAGCACUGCAGCCUCAGCCUCAGCCUCAACAACGACCUAAGACUGCACCAGCUGGAGGCCUUUCGAAGGCUGCUUCACAACCUAACAUGUCUGCCGGACACGGGCACCUGCCGUUAAUGAAGAAGACCUACCAGCUGGACAUUGAUCUGGAUGACAACUGGGAGCCGGUAGUCCCCAGCCUGAUAGAGCUGGACCUAGAGGCUCUCAUGGCACCUGUCACCAAACCAAAGAUUAUGGCCCGCCCAGCGUCUCCAAAUGUGUCAUCCAAAUUGAUUGGAUCUGCAGAUGUGUCGGCCAGCAUCGGUACCGUGGUCUCUCAGAUCUCUGAUGUCAGCAUUAACACCAGCAUCAAAGCUCUGGCACAGAUCGACGAAGUGCUGAAGGAUGAGAAGAAAGCAGAUAUCAUGGCAAAUCACAUAGAUAACCUUCUGGUUGUUAUAACUAUGCAAUGUAAGCUGGGCAUUGGAAAACAUCUGAUGGAUCCACAGGUGGAGAAUGGUGAAGUCAUACGUCUUUACCGAUGCCUCCUGUCCACACUAAUUAGUAUAUUUGAUCGAACCUCCAUGGGUAAGAAAGCCUCCACCAACAUCCUGAAAGAUCUUAUGCAUAGCCUGUUGAUUGUUCUGCUGGAUACGCAAAUUGAACAGCUGGAAGAGGGGCCACAGAUCAUCCGUACGGUUAAUGUGACGGUUGUGAAGAUCAUUAACAAAUCUGACCCCACCAACAUCACUUGUGCAAUUAUAUCUCUAAUGAGAGAGUGUUUACAGAGUGAAACCUGCUCCAACAAGUUCCUGGAUCUAGUUAUUAAGUGUUUGUGGAAAAUCCUGAACUUGGUCCCUGACAACAUCAAUGAUCUGAACUGCGACAGAGUUCUCUAUGAAGCACAUCUAUUCUUCCAGCAGUUCCCUACAUCUAGCUGGAAAAGCCGACCAAACCUAGAUAUGCCAAUUAGGACAAUUAAAACUUUACUUCACAAUUUGACCAAACUCAAGGGUCAUAAGAUUCUGAGUCACACUGGACUAAUUGGCGCUUCAGAGAACUCAGAAGUAGAAGCUUAUCUACACACAGUCCUGGCCAAGAGCAGCUACAAGCAAGAGGAUGGGAGUACAGAGAGAAUUAAAAGUGCCUCCAAGGUAAAGAGGGUGUCAAAAACACAUGAGCUGCUCACAGAGAUCUUCAAGAAGAUUGGCAACAAAGAAAACACUCGAGAGGGUUUGAACGAUCUGUUUGACUUCAAGAGGAAGUACCCAGAGGCUGAUGUUGACCCGUUUCUGAAGAAGACCUCACCACACUUCCAGAAGUACAUCAACAACAUGUUAUCAGAGAUAGAAGAGGAGAGGAGGGUCAAGAAGUUGGCUGAAAAUCCAAACAUGAGCUACCACAACUGUACUGAUGAAAAUGCGGCCAACACAACAGGUGGGUCCGACUCAGACCCGCCCGAUGUAGACUACUACAGGGAGAAGUUACGAGAGCUUCGAGCAAAAUGUGGACUUGACGGUAACGCUACAGAGACUGACAGCAAUAAAACAGCGGAGAUGAAAGCUUCACACUUUAGUCACACUGACCCAUCUGAUGAGCCCGAAGCUAUGGAAAUCAAGUGGCCAAGUUCAGCACAAAUGCAGGAGGAGCCUAAACAAUCAGUGGAUGUGACAAGCUUGAAAGCAAGACUAGAGAGAAUUAAGAAGAUGGCCAAUAGUUGA